AUGGCCGAUGUGUCGAAUCCAUCCGGGGCCGAACCACCGGUAAAGUCUGGGGGCCCCGUCCCCACCUCGGACGUCGAGGAACUUUCGACGGCCAGUCCCAAGUAUCAUUGGUUCCGUGGUGUCUUUUUCCAGGCAACAGUUGUUGGAAUUGCAGCCUUCACGGCACCCGGGCUAUGGAAUGCCAUGAAUUCAGUUGGUGCGGGUGGCCAACAAACCCCCUUCCUGGUGAUGGCCGGCAAUGCAGUUCUUUUUUCCUUGAUGACGAUCACUUGUCUUUGUGGUAGCAUUGUUGCCAACCGCAUUGGUCUCAAGAACACCCUCAUCCUCGGCACUACGGGCUAUGUUCUAUACUCGGCCGCCUUAUACACCAACAACCGUUAUGGCGUGGAGUGGUUCAUCUACGUUGGUUCAGCUGCUUGUGGUAUCACGGCUGGUCUGUUCUGGGCUGCAGAAGGCGCAAUCAUGCUGCUCUAUCCUGAGCAACAUACAAGAGGCAAAUAUCUUGCAUACUGGCUAUGCUAUAGGAAUAGCGGGAGUAUUCUUGGAGGCAUUAUCAACCUGGCUUUCAAUGCCACGGGAUCCAGGACUGGGAAACUUGACUGGAGGACGUAUAUUGUCUUCGUCGUUCUCCAAUGUCUUGGACCAGCUGCUGGUUUCUUUCUCUCACCGCCAGAGAAGGUGGUCAGGCGUAACGGCACCCGAAUCAACUUGAUCAAACGCAUCUCCGACUUGGAAGAACUGAAGGCUCUUGGCCGGCUUAUGGUCCGAAAGGAGUUGCUACUCUUAACACCUCUGUUUAUCUAUAUCAAUUGGUGUCUUCCAUACAUCGGCUCCUAUCUUUCUCUGUAUUUCUCAGUUCGCUCCCGCGCCCUGGCUUCACUCAUUUCUUCCUUGGCUCAAAUCACUGCAACCCUCUUGAUGGGUACAUUCUUGGAUUGGACCCGUCUGUCCCUCAACUCGCGUGCAAAGUAUGCUUACUCGAUUAUGAUGGCACUGAUUGGAGGCUGCUGGAUUUGGGGCGUGAUCAUCCAGCGCGAGUACGGAAACAAGCCACCCGGGCUUGACUGGGAUGACUCCGGUUUUGGCCGCGGCUGGGCCUUGUAUAUCCUCUGGCAGAUGAACUGGGCUCUUACAUACAACUUCGGCUACUGGCUCAUUGGGUUCCUGGCGAGAGAGGCUGCUGAUACCCCCCGACUCACCUCAUAUGUGCGGGCGCUCGAGAGUGCUGGGCAGUGCAUUUCAUCGGGCAUCAGCUCUACACAAACUCCACUUAUUGUAUGCCUGGGUAUCAACUUUGCUCUGUUGGGCCUGGCGAUAGUUCCAGCAUUCCUCGUCGUUCGCAAGGUAGGCGUCGAUUACAAUGGAGUCAAAGACAAUAAUGAAGAGAGAGAGGAAGAGACGGAAAAUUCGGCGGGCAAAUCCUAG
Molecule: messenger RNA, 1425 nt
Organism: Clonostachys rhizophaga
Lineage: Eukaryota; Fungi; Ascomycota; Sordariomycetes; Hypocreales; Bionectriaceae
Source: the annotation of a GenBank genome assembly